Messenger RNA from Nematostella vectensis (starlet sea anemone), 2212 nucleotides. RefSeq lists its product as uncharacterized. The coding region runs from base 265 to 2124 and encodes 619 amino acids. The record is from RefSeq and is a predicted model, not a curated record. The transcript is spliced from 12 exons. Lineage: Eukaryota; Metazoa; Cnidaria; Anthozoa; Actiniaria; Edwardsiidae.
CGACCUCAAAAAGCUAGCUUCGAUCUCUUUCCGGAAAACUCUCGCUUCUGUAACACCCGAGGUGUAAUUCUGUCCUCCGCCGUCGUAAAUCCGUCUGUAAAGCAAUCGUAAGGUAGGGGCAAGUCUCGAGUGGUCUAACACUAUCAUCACAUGCAAAAAGGUUACGUGUUUGGGGGCACCUGUAAAUCCGCAAAUAUUUGAACGUAUACAAAGACUGUCUGGCAACCGACCACACUCCCAAGACAAAGAAGAGCUGUAAAGAGAAUGGCGCGAGCGUCGUCCCGAAGAGCGUUGUUUCUCUGUUUAUUGGUUCUGCUGCAAGAGUUUGGUCCCGCACACUUUGCCAAACUCGCGCCGAAUGGCUUCCUCAGCGACCGGGAAUUCUUGGAGAGCGAGGAUAUGGCUAAUGACCAAGAAACUGGAAGCAACCUUGUGCCACAAUCCCCAAUAAUUCAGUCGUCUGCAAAGAAAAGCUGGAUCAAGAGAGCCUAUACAGUCGUGAAGAACGGAGCGAAGUUUUCCAAUACCGCUGCUUCUCUUGGUAGCACGGCGUUCGCUAUCUAUCAAGCCAUAGAAGGCUGUUGUGGUCGUUUGCCAGAAGCCUGCGAAUAUCGCAACGAGUUUACUAACCUGAAAACUCAAGUUGAAGAGAAAAGCGCCCUGGCAGACAACUUACAGCUGGAAGCUAAAAAUCUUCAAGUCUGGGUCGAAAAAAACAUCGAUAAGUACUCUGAAUUGUACGACGAAUUGAUGGAUAUUAACAGAGAGCAGGAUCUCUACUUGGAAAGCAUGGAUCCCAAAAUCGAAACUACAUUGAACUCCGAAGAGAAGAAUAUCAUGGAUGCCAUCAAGGCAAAGAACAAUACCAGGGACGAACUGGACUACCUUGAAGUAUCCGACAUGUAUGAAUCAGCCAUUGACAACGCCAUAAAUAUAGGUUUCCCCCUCUUAGGUCUGUUAGUCAGCGGUGGAGUACAAGUCUACAAAUUUGCCAAGAGAAAUAGAGCUCAGAAGGAGGUUUUCAAGCUCGAGAGAAAGAAUGCAAUCCGACUCAAGACAUCUCCCACCGCUCGAAUUGCAAAACAGAAAACAAGCUUGAUCACAAGUUUCACAACCAAGUACAGCAAGCUAAAGAACAGACUGAAUACCAAGUUCGCCAGGUCGAUAAGAAUCGUAAGGGGUAUAAGCUCAGCGUUUACGCUUGCACUAAACCUCUUUACCACAGGGAUGAGCGUUUACUCCGUCAUUGCUAGCCUUAAGGAAUGCGAACAAAGACGAGAUAAUGCAAAGGAAGCGAGGGACACUACGGCAAAAGCUCUAGCGAACAUUGAUGAAGCCAUUAAGAACAUCACUACUUCAAAGGAGAUCAUGUACUCGGCUUUUGAAGAAGUACGAGAGAACCUGGUCGCGGAAAACCUGAUGAAGUUGUUAGGAGACAUCAAGCAAGUAGUGGAUAAUACUGAUCCAACACCUGAACUGAUUGAAGCCGCCAAUGGAAUCGAGAACUACAGAUUAAAUAUGCCAUCGGAUAUCUCCCCAAACCAGACGUAUGAUCACCAAAUAAACUUGAUCAUAAGUUUAAGGCAGAUCCCUUUUACUCUCAGCUGUUACACACAAAAGGUGAAGAUGCUUACUUCUAUUCUAAAUGGUUGUCGAGAUGGAACAAAAUCAUUUGAUGACCUCUACUCUGAUGCUAACGAAUUGCAUGGAAGCGACGCAAGAGAAUGCGAGAGAAAAAUCGGCGCUUUCUACGUUACCAAAGAAACCUUGAAGACAGAACUUGAGAGCGUAAUGAAGAAAGAAAAUCUAAGCCCCGUUUGUAGGGUGAACAAUCCGACGACGAAAAGCUUAGCAUGCCUCAAAAAGAAUAAUGGUAAAACUGCAGAAGAUAUCGCCGCAGAAAUGGGGAUUGACAAGGAUGUCAUCGUACCACUACUCGAAGACUGUCCGGAGGAGGGUUUGAAUCCAAAUCAGGUGGACCAAGUGUGUAGAUUAAGGCCGUUUUUUGACAACAAUGAAGUAGCGAGAAUACUCGGGUUUGACCUUGCUAAAGUGGAGGAAGUGGUCUGUCCUUCAGGCGACAAACCCAAGGGCAAGAAUACCACUCCAGAUACAAAAGAAUGAAUCCAUCUAAAGUUAGAACCUGCUAGAAAUUAGACGGCUGAAUUGUUGAAUGGAAAAUGUUAAAUAUCAGUAAACAACUUGAAAACAG